Rotaria sp. Silwood2 is the source of this 1278-nucleotide messenger RNA. NCBI's taxonomy places the organism in Eukaryota, Metazoa, Rotifera, Eurotatoria, Philodinida, Philodinidae. The record is from the annotation of a GenBank genome assembly.
AUGAAAAAAAAAUUAGUACUUCGACGAAAGAAAAUUUUUAAGAAGAAAUUAAUAAAUGUACCGAAGAAAUCUAUUUAUUAUGAACGACAUUCUUUUUUACGUAAUUUACCAAUUUUAAUACUUGAUCAUAUAGGUUUAUAUUUAAGAGGUGCCGAUGCUUUAUCAUAUGCUGAAUGUGUUACAAAUAUUGCCUUAUCUUGCGAAACAAAAUUUUGGCAAUCUCUUGGAACUUACAAGCAUGCGAAAUACUCAAUAUCGUCUUUUAUACCAAGAGAAUAUUUUUAUUCAAUGUCACCUGAUUAUUUCAUACAAAAGUCAUCUGAUCGUCGAUAUGCUCGAUUUUAUUAUCAUGCUUUCUUGCCAUCAACUUUAGACAAGAUGACGAUACAUUGCAAGACACAUUCUUUUCGGGCAUUCGUACGACUUCAUUCAUACUCAACACAUUUCAAUGCUCACCUGUUACCCGUUUUUUCUUUUUUUGAUCUUUCAUUUAUGUACGAAUAUAGAUCGUUAAAUGUGUUAGAAGAUAAAUUAUUUCGUAUAUUACGGAUUGGUUCUUUUGGUGAAGAUUCUAUUAUUAUCGAAAACAUUUAUCAUUUUGAAAUGAAUUUAAAUAAAAGAUUUUGUUUUCAUUUAAUAAGAAAGUGGAUUAACUUUUCGUGCUUUGUAUUAGCCGGUGGUGCUGUUUUAAAUUCAUUAUUAAUUAAUCCUUUUGAUUCUAUGAAUCAAGAUCUUGAUUUUUUCUGGAUUGGUGAUUCGUGGCUAGAUUUUGUUUCUCAAGUUGACAGAUUUCAGAGAAGAUGUCAAGCUUAUAUUAUUGAAGAAAAAAAUUUCUAUGGGAAGGUGUCCGAAUUUGUUUUAUCCUUUGAGCAUCAUCAAAAAAUCCGGUUGCAAUUCAUUUUUGGUCGUCCGAAUUGUAAUAUUUCAUUUGUAUUGAAUACUUUCGAUAUUGAUGUUGUUCAAGUUGGAUACAACGGAUUAAAAUUAAUAUCAACUCUUGGAUUUUAUCAAGCAAUUGCUACACGUAGUUUCAUUUGUUAUAAGUUAACGCAAAAUAUUUACGAUGUGAACCUUUACAUUGACCGUUGUUUCAAGUACCAUUUACGUGGCUUUACAUGGCUUUGUCCUAUGGAUUUCGACGAUUGCAUAGCACAGAAGCCUGUAGUAUCCGCAUCAAAGAUAAUUGAUUAUGGUUUUAAUGACUUCUACUUUAAUGUAGAUUCAUUUGAAAUUCAAAAGCGUUUUCUUGACUUGUAUUCGUUUAUUAAUGAUAAAUAA